This is a messenger RNA of Cladophialophora carrionii CBS 160.54, 1842 nucleotides long. RefSeq lists its product as uncharacterized. The transcript is spliced from 2 exons. The record is from RefSeq and is a predicted model, not a curated record. The coding region runs from base 1 to 1842 and encodes 613 amino acids. Lineage: Eukaryota; Fungi; Ascomycota; Eurotiomycetes; Chaetothyriales; Herpotrichiellaceae. Gene Ontology annotation, molecular function: ubiquitin protein ligase activity. Gene Ontology annotation, biological process: protein ubiquitination; negative regulation of gene expression via chromosomal CpG island methylation.
AUGCCUGCACCAAAUUCACGACCGUUGUCGCCACCUUAUGACGAGUACUCGUCGAUAGUUCCCGGAAUUGCUGGCCGGGUACCCAAUUGUCCCAAGGCUAACCGUCGUCGGGUUGACCGUGGCGUUCGUUUUUACGAUAGCUACAGACCCAGCUAUAGUCCCGGUGCGGACCACGCUAUUUCUCCACGAACACCAAGCCUUUCUCCGGGAGACCAUGUAAAGGACAUAUACGUGAAAGCAGAGGAGAGCCAUACAUGCAACUAUGCGGCCAGUGGAGGGGUUCCCCCGGGAGUCAACGACCAGGAAGAAGUAUUAGCUGAAGGCUUUGCCCGCAGGCAACGCGAUCUGGCUAAUGCCGCAGCACAAAGAGCAGUAGACGGCAAAUACCCGACUCGAGGACGGAGUCAAGUCACCAACUCAUUACAUUUCGGUGACAAGGAUACAUCUCGAAUAUGGGGACCUGACGCAAACGGAGCAGCUGGUGUUCCUGGCCCUCGCAUUAAACGUGAGUAUUCUACAGGGUUAGAAGAAGGGGAAAUACCCAGGUACCACGAAGAGAGCAGCCUGUUCGUUUCCCAGUACGACGCCGUUCCCAUGAUGGACAUAGUCCCCGAACGGCGCGCAGCUGUAAACCCUAAUACUUCUACGCCGACUCCUCGCCCGGCUACGCCAAUUCCGAAAGAAGUCCCCAAGCCAUGUGUAUGCGCGAUAGACCACGACUGUCCACACAAACACCAUACGCUCUCAGAUUGUCGUACACUGGUCCAGGAGAAUCCCGAGUGGGAGAAGAAGAAGAAGGAGUUUCAAGAAAACUACCACUCAGAACUCUCCCUCAACGACAACCCUCAGGAAGAGACCUUUGUGGGACUACAAGAAGCGCACACUUUCCGUAAACGGCUUGCCACCGUCAUACAGCGAACUCACCAGUCAAAGCUUUUACACGAUGAUUUCCAAAACCUUGCGGGUUCGGUUCGGAUGUUCCAAUACAACUCAGUCACCAAAGAUACAUUAGUAGAGUCUCGUCUUCUGGACCGCCUUAAAAUCUUUCUCAGCACAAGCAACAGACCGCGGCUAGCAACCUUACAGCUUCCAAAUGAGUUGAUCGAAGAUCUAACCAUUCUCCUGACGAAAUGGCAGGCCGAGGACUUUAGUGUUCGGGCCCGUCGAGGCUGUCGCUACAAUCCGAAAACAAACCAAUGGUCCAUUGAACCCGACUGUCAGUUUCGACGCAAGUCGGACUACUAUGGUCACGGCCACCUUGUCAACGGGCAAGUCUGGCUCUACCGGAUCGAUAUGGUACGUGACGGCGCGCACGGCGCAACGAGGGCCGGCAUCGCAGGGACCAUUGACAACGGCGCAACCAGCAUCGUAGUCAGUUCCAAGAAAUCCAGGAACAACGAAUACGCCGACGUCGAUCGAAGAGAAUACGUCGAAUACAUGAGCACUGCGCUAAAUCGCGAAGAAGACGACAGGGAGGCCACAAAUAUCAAAGACAAAGACGAGCAUCGCGCCGACCGCGUCACGAGGAACAGCAAAGGCCAAGAACUCACCGAUGAUACCAAGAAGCUCAUCACAUCCUACCGGACGGGCAAGCCUGUGCGCGUUUUCCGCGGGUUUCGGCUGCGGAAGAUCGUGCCCCUACGACCGAAAGUAGGGUUCCGUUACGAUGGACUUUACGUCGUCACCAACUACGAGCUGCUCAACCAGGACAGGCAAAUCUACAAGUUCUACCUUGAGAGGUUGAAGGACGGGCAAGGACCGAUCAGGAACGUGUCGGCGCCGAUUCAUGACGAUGACAAGGGAAGGCCGAGUAGGAAACGAAAACGUGACCGAGCCGAGUAA